AAGCUGGGGCUGCGGAGCUGGAAGAGGCGGGGAAGGCGAACCGGUAGGGGGUGCCUGGCGAGGCAGCGGCUCGCGCGCCUGCGCAUCCAGCUCCAGCGACCCCAGGUUUUCUAUGGGAUUCCCAAUCUGCUGCAGAGACUUACCCAAGCGUGUUGCAGCGGCGGCUCGGCUUGAAAGGCGCGAUCCAAGAGGGAUUUAAGAAGCCUAGAGCUCCAGAGGAAAAAAGAAAAGAAAAAGAAAAAAAAAAAAAAGAGCGCGAGACAACCACGCACAGAGACGGCUUAACCGUUUAUCCGAAUUUUAUAUAUAUAUAUAAAGAACUGUUGAGUUUUAUCAUUUUCGUUAAGUGACCGUGCGCAGCGCUAUAACUGCAGAAUGGGGAAACAGAAUAGCAAACUGGCCCCCGAAGUGAUGGAGGACCUGGUGAAGAGCACAGAGUUUAACGAGCAUGAGCUCAAGCAGUGGUACAAAGGGUUCCUCAAGGACUGCCCGAGUGGGAGGCUGAAUCUCGAGGAAUUUCAGCAGCUCUACGUGAAGUUCUUCCCGUAUGGAGAUGCCUCCAAGUUUGCCCAGCAUGCCUUCCGCACCUUUGACAAGAAUGGGGACGGCACCAUCGACUUCCGGGAGUUCAUCUGCGCCCUGUCCAUCACCUCCAGGGGCAGCUUCGAGCAGAAGCUGAACUGGGCCUUCAACAUGUACGACCUGGACGGCGACGGCAAGAUCACCCGAGUGGAGAUGCUAGAGAUCAUCGAGGUCAGUGCUGGGCUGUCCCAGGGGCUCUCCUGGGUGUGGCCAGGACCUUGGCAGUGGGACGCGGAGGCCAGACCCUGGGUCUAUGCCACAGCUUCCUUGGGGACAGGCCUAUGGCCUCCUUUCUUCCCUGCCAGGAGCUCUGCUAGUGGCACACUAAGCCCUGAAUCCUCCUGUCCCUGGUCCCUGCUCCAGCGCUGGGCUGGGAAAGUCACAGAUCCAAGCUCCUGGGCCCUGACUGUGCACUGAGUCAGCAUUUUAACC
This is a messenger RNA of Hipposideros armiger (great roundleaf bat), 1014 nucleotides long. RefSeq names its product visinin like 1 (gene VSNL1). The transcript has 3 exons. Lineage: Eukaryota; Metazoa; Chordata; Mammalia; Chiroptera; Hipposideridae. The record is from RefSeq and is a predicted model, not a curated record. Gene Ontology annotation, molecular function: calcium ion binding. Bases 376 to 999 code for a protein of 207 amino acids.